AUGCCUAAGCCAACAAAUAUAGGUAUUGAUCUUUCUAACCGUUUAAGCACCGAAGAGAGAAACUACCCCCGUGAUGCUUUGAGAGAGAAGCAUGAUGAGUGGAUAGGGAAGAUGACUGAUGAACAGAGAGCAAUCUAUGAUGAGAUCAUUACAGCUGUUUUAAAAGAUUGUGGAGGAGUGUUUUUUGUUUAUGGGUUUGGAGGUACAGGGAAGACAUUUCUGUGGAAAACAUUAUCUGCUGCUGUGAGGUAUAGGGGAUUGAUUGCUAUUAAUGUUGCUUCUAGCGGGAUUGCAUCUUUGUUGUUGGAUGGAGGAAGGACUGCUCAUUCCAGGUUUGGUAUCCCUAUAAAUCCUGAUGAUUUUACAAUGUGUAAUAUCAGUCCUGAGUCUGAUCUUGCUAAUAUGCUGAAAGAAACAUCUCUAAUUAUAUGGGAUGAAGCACCAAUGAUGAGCAGGUAUUGUUUUGAAAAUCUGGAUAGGAGCUUAUCAGAUAUUAUGAAGAAUACUGAUAAUAAGCCGUUUGGUGGAAAGGUUGUUGUAUUUGGGGGUGAUUUUAGACAGGUAUUACCUGUUAUCAGUGGUGCAGGAAGGGCUCAAAUAGUGCUUGCAGCACUAAAUUCAUCUUAUCUCUGGGAACACAUUAAGGUCCUAACCUUAACAAAGAACAUGCGUUUAAUGUCAGAGGAUUUGUCUGAAAGUGCUGCCCGCGAUAUUAAAGCGUUUUCAGAUUGGAUAUUAGCUGUUGGUGAAGGAAAAGUUGCUGAACCGAAUGAUGGAGAGGCUUUGAUUGAUAUUCCCGAGGAGUUCUUAAUAGAAAACAGUAAUGAUCCAAUUGAAGCUAUUAGCAGAGCAGUUUAUGGUGAUUUAGAGAUGUUGCACAAGAGAGCUGAACCAAAGUUCUUCCAAUCAAGAGCAAUCUUAUGCCCAACAAAUAACGAUGUCAAUACCAUAAACGAACGUUUGCUGGAGAAGUUACAAGGUGAAGAAAUGGUGUACUUAAGUGCGGAUAGUAUUGAUCCCCAAGAUAGCGAGUCAUUGAACAACCCAGUUUUCACUCAAGAUUUUCUUAAUAGUAUAAGGCUUUCGGGCUUGCCAAAUCACUCUCUACGUCUUAAGGUUGGUGCACCUGUUAUGCUUCUAAGGAAUAUAGAUCCAAAAGCUGGUUUGUGCAACGGUACAAGAUUGAAGAUUACCCAGAUGGGUCAUAAUGUUCUAGAGGCGAGUGUGAUUACUGGUGAUAGAGUUGGGCACAAAGUUUUGAUUCCGAAGGUUCUUAUCAAACCGUCCGAUACAAAAUUGCCAUUCAGGAUAAGGAGAAGACAGUUUCCAUUGUCUAUCGCUUUUGCAAUGACUAUAAACAAGAGUCAAGUACAGUCACUUCAAGAGGUUGGUUUAUUUCUACCUAGACCAGUUUUCUCUCACGGGCAACUUUAUGUAGCAUUGUCAAGGGUGACAUCAAAGAAGGGUUUGAAAAUUCUCAUAGUCGAUAAAGAAGGACAAUCACAGAAAGAAACAAUGAAUGUUGUUUUUAAAGAAGUUUUCCAGAACCUUCGAAAUUGA
Molecule: messenger RNA, 1560 nt
Organism: Capsella rubella
Lineage: Eukaryota; Viridiplantae; Streptophyta; Magnoliopsida; Brassicales; Brassicaceae
Product: ATP-dependent DNA helicase PIF1
Exons: 2
Coding region: 1-1560 (519 amino acids)
Biological process (GO): telomere maintenance; DNA repair
Molecular function (GO): DNA helicase activity
Source: RefSeq, a predicted model, not a curated record